AUGCAGCAUGGACCACCAGGCUGGCCAGGUGGACAAUAUCCACCCAAUGCAAUGAUGCCACCACCACAUAUGAUGAUGAUGCCGCCGUUGAUACCUCCACCAGGAGCAGUUGGAAUGAAUGGAGGAAUGAAGAUGGAAGAAGGUUUUGGUAGUUCAGCAUCACAAGAGAAGAAAACGUUAUGGACUGAACAUAAAGCACCAGACGGACGUACUUAUUACUACAAUUCUAUAUCGAAAGAAUCUCGAUGGGAAAAGCCUGAUGAAUUGAAAACACCAGCUGAAUUGAUGUUAUCACAAUGUCCAUGGCGAGAAUACAAAGCGGAAAACGGUCGUAUUUAUUAUCAUAAUGUUGAUACAAAGGAAUCUCGAUGGACGAAACCGAAAGAACUAGAGGAUAUCGAAAAGAUGGCUCCACAACAACAAGUUCUAACAGAAUCACCCAGCGCUACUGGUUCUCCUGCAACCGCUCUGACACCAAACAUACCGCCACCAAUGAUACCACCCUUUGGCAUGAUGCCACCAAUGAUGCCGCCUUUCAGCGCUUUCCCUCCUCCAACAAUGAUGGCUGGUAUGCAACAGAUGACUGCUUCGCCAGUAGUCAACGAUGUUGAGUUAGGUUCGAAUGAAAACAGUCGUGAUGGUAGUGAAGAUGCGAGUAGUGAUCGGGUGGGAAACAAUAGCCCUGCAAUUAAUAACGAGCCACAAGUUAAAAUUGAAUAUGCAUCGAAGAAGGAAGCAAUGGAUGCAUUUCGAGAAUUACUCCGAGAGAAAAAUGUCCCGUCAAAUUCCACGUGGGAACAAGCUUUGAAGUUAAUUGGAAAUGAUCCACGAUAUGCAGCGAUCAAACAUAUCAAUGAAAAGAAACAAACAUUCAAUGCUUACAAAGUUUCGCGUGUCAAAGAAGAGAAAGAAGCCGAACGUUUGAAGUUGAAACAAAUUAAAGAAGAAUUCGAAACCUACUUACAAAAUUGCGAACAUAUGAAUUCCACGAUUAAAUACAAAGAAGCAGAAAAAUUAUUCGGACGUUUACAGGUAUGGUCAGCUGUACCCGAACGUGAUCGACGAGAUCUAUUUGAAGAUGUUGUUAGUUACUUAGAUAAGAAAGAAAGAGAAGAAGCCAGAGCAUUGAAGAAACGUAAUGUUCAAGCGUUGAAAGAUAUUCUAUCCAAUAUGCCCAAAGUGAAUUAUCGAACAACGUGGAAAAAAGCACGACGUCUCCUAAUUGACAAUACUGAGUUUGCUAAUGAUAUCGAAUUGCAAAAUAUGGACAGAGAAGAUGCAUUGAUUGUCUUCGAAGAUCAUAUUCGUGAACUAGAAAGAGUACAUGAAGAUGAAAUGGAAACUCAACGAAAAUUUCUUCGACGAACAAAUCGAAAAAAUCGAGAAGCAUUCUUAUACUUUCUUGAUGAAUUACACGAUCAAGGCAAACUUCAUUCAAUGUCACUAUGGUCCGAACUAUUCGGUAUAAUCUCCAAUGAUGAACGAUUUAGUAAAAUGCUCGGCCAACCCGGUUCAACCCCAUUAGAUUUAUUUAAACUUUAUGUUGAUGACUUAAAAGCCCGCUAUCAUGAUGAAAAGAAGACCGUCAAAGAAAUCCUGAGAGAUAAAGGAUAUGCGAUCGAUAUUGAUUCAACAUUUGAAAAGUUUGCUGAAAUUAUUUCCACAGACAAACGAGCAGCAGUCUUGGACGCUGGAAACAUCAAAUUAACAUUCAAUGACUUAAUGGAACGAGCUGAAUCAAAAGAAAAGGAUCGUUUAAAAGAGGAAGCACGAAAACAAAAACGACUUGAAUCAAAUUUUAAACUUCUAUUGAAGAAUAGACUCGAUUCACUAACGGAACAAUCGAAAUGGGAAGACGUCAAAGGACAAAUUGAAAAUGAUAAUGAUUAUCUUGCACUCUCAUCAGAUGCAGAUCGAAUCCGUCUGUUUGAAGACUAUCAUCGACAAGUAGUUGCGGAAGCACAAGCGGCUGCAGCGCAUCAUUCACAUCACCAUCAUAAAAAAGCUCGAAAAGAGAAGAAAAAGCGUAAACAUGAAAAAUCAGCGAGCAGUACAGCAGUCGCAAGUGAUUCCGAAGGUGAAGAAAAGAAGAAAUCUAGCUCAUUGGCCGAAGCAGCAGCUCCUGUAGCGUCCACAUUCGAACCAGUUCCAACGGAAGCAGUUGGAAGCGACGAAGGCGAAACGAAAGAUAGUGAUGGUGGUGUUCCGACGAGCACAGGCCCGGCAGCUUCAGUGAGCGAAUCAACGAGUGGAACGAAAUCGAAAAAGAGUAAGAAAUCAAAGAAAAAACGCAAGAAGAAAGCUGCAUCGGCCCAUUCAUCGAGUGACACCGAAUCGGGCGAAGAAUCAACAAGCGGAUCAACAAAGAAGAAAAAGAAAAAAGACAAAUAA
Messenger RNA from Adineta ricciae, 2391 nucleotides. Lineage: Eukaryota; Metazoa; Rotifera; Eurotatoria; Adinetida; Adinetidae. The record is from the annotation of a GenBank genome assembly.